AUGGUAGCGGACAUAGAGAAGAUGUACCGGCAGGUGGAAAUUGUAGAAGAGCAGUGUGAUUUACAGCGAAUUAUGUGGCGUUCUGAUCCAAACCUGCCUCUAGAAGUCUACACAUUAAACACCGUAACAUACGGCACAGCUCCAGCUUCAUUCAUUGCUAUACGAUGCUUGCACCAACUCGCUUUAGAAAACAGUAAAAAGUACCCAGUAGCAUCACAAGUAAUAACUCGCGAUUUUUAUGUUGAUGACCUCAUCACUGGUACAGACACCAUUGAAAAUGCACAAAUUUUGAGGCAAAACAUCACCAACAUUUUAGAAAGUGGAUCCUUUCCUCUUCGGAAGUGGAAUACUAACAAACCGAACAUUUUCAACGAUAUUAACAACAUUUCAGAUCUACCAGAUCAUUAUCUAUCAACCGAUGACCAAUCAAAAGCUUUAGGGCUUGUCUGGAACUCUCAAUCAGACACGCUACAUAUCAGCACAGAUUCAAUACAAAUUGAAAAUAACAAUUUCACAAAACGCGGAAUACUCUCCGUAAUUGCUCAGUUAUUCGAUUCAUUGGGCUUGGUCGGUCCAGUAAUUGUUAAAGCCAAAGUUAUCAUGCAAAAACUUUGGCAGCACAAAGAAUUACCUAUUUUGGCUACAAUUAAAAUUCCUAGACAAAUAACAGUUCCCAAAGCCAAUGUUAUUGAAAUUCACACUUUCAGCGAUGCAUCUACUAUCGCGUAUGGUUGUCACGUGCCACGCUUGGAGCUAAACGCAGCUUUAUUAGCAACGAAUCUGACAGCUAAGCUCAUGGAGGCUUUUACUUGUCGUAUAUCUAACAUUUUUUAUUAUACUGAUUCGACCAUCGUUUUAUCGUGGUUAAAUACGGAACCCGCACUUUUAAAAACAUUUGUAGCAAACCGCGUAGCGGACAUGCAAAGAAAAUUCAAAAUCGAAAAUUGGCAACAUGUAAAAUCCGAACAAAACGCGGCUGACAUCAUCUCGAUGGGAUCACUACCCAGUCAGCUGCUGGAAUGCGACAUGUGGUGGAACGGGCCAUUCUUUCUAAGCAAUCAUAAUCAACCGGUCACGAAUAAUAAUUUUUUACCACUCAAUGAAUUACCAGAGGUAAAAAAUUCCGCGUUAACACACAAUGUAAUUAUAGCUGAUAGUACGAUAUUCGAGAGAUAUUCUAAUUUCGACAAAUUAAACAGAGUCAUAGCGUGGAUUUUACGAUUUAAAGGUAACACAUUACGUGCAAAACAUGAUAGAAUAUACGGUACAAAACUCACAGUGCACGAAUUAAAACUGACAAAACAAAGUAUUAUAAGGGCAACGCAAUCAGUGUAUUUUACGGAAGAAAUAAAAUGUUUAAUUAAAAAUAAACUGCUAAACGCUCAUUCAAAAUUAUUAACUUUAAACCCAUUUAUGGCGGUUAGGGGGGAGAAUUGUCAAUUCAAACUUUUCAUUUGA
Diorhabda sublineata is the source of this 1458-nucleotide messenger RNA. RefSeq lists its product as uncharacterized. The record is from RefSeq and is a predicted model, not a curated record. The coding region runs from base 1 to 1458 and encodes 485 amino acids. Lineage: Eukaryota; Metazoa; Arthropoda; Insecta; Coleoptera; Chrysomelidae. The transcript has 3 exons.